CAUGCAUGGCGUCAGCUCCAAAUCAGAGCUUCAAUUGCUUGUGGCUCUCUUUCCAUUAGGAAACUCCACCACAUACACACGGCCCACACGCCGUGACAAAACGAAGGAAGAACAAUCUGGAUUCCAGAAGUUCCAGACCCACCUCCCGGAUUUUUAUACAGAACCCCUGAAAGCCUGCAGAGCACAAGUCAAGCUCUCGGAUUUCCUAAUUGCUAUCCCAUUCAUCGAAUUCCGCUCGACAUGGUUCUCCAGGUAUGGAUGGUGGGGGAGAAUGGAGAGGACCUCGAGAACGCCAAGGAGUUCCUGCCCCUCUCCAAGCUAGAAGAGAUUGGUGUGUUAUAUUGGCAUUUGGAUCCAAAGAAGUCUGAAGCUGAAGAAGAGCUAAUGAAAAUCCGCAAAGACAGAGGAUACAGCUACAUGGAUCUUCUCGAAAUAUGCCCUGAUAAGUUGGAAAACUAUGAGGAGAAGCUGAAGAACUUCUUCCGAGAGCACAUGCACGCAGACGAAGAGAUCCGCUAUUGCUUGGAAGGUGGGGGGUACUUUGAUGUCCGUGACAAGGAUGACAAAUGGAUUCGGAUUUGGAUAAAAGAAGGAGAUAUGAUCAUCUUGCCCGCCGGAAUUUAUCAUCGCUUCACCCUUGACGGUGCUAACCGCGUGAAGCUCAUGAGGCUCUUCAUUGGGGAACCAGUCUGGACUGCGCACAACCGGCCUCAGGAGGACCAUCCAGUGCGUCAAGAGUAUGUCAAGAAUCUGACGGACAAUACUGGUCUUGCUCUCGCAGCACACUGAAGUUUGCUAUCUGGGGGUUCGCCACUCAGCUAUAUAUUAUAACUAGCUCAGACACAUUACACUAUACACAUGGAUGAAAUCAUGCAGUGUUACCACAAAUCAUGAAACCAUAUUGAUAUGCUACUGAUUAUUACUUAUACAUAGAAUUAUUGCCUGUGGUACUAUGUCA
Brachypodium distachyon (stiff brome) is the source of this 958-nucleotide messenger RNA. RefSeq names its product 1,2-dihydroxy-3-keto-5-methylthiopentene dioxygenase 4. The transcript has 5 exons. Gene Ontology annotation, molecular function: acireductone dioxygenase [iron(II)-requiring] activity. The record is from RefSeq and is a predicted model, not a curated record. The coding region runs from base 241 to 789 and encodes 182 amino acids. NCBI's taxonomy places the organism in Eukaryota, Viridiplantae, Streptophyta, Magnoliopsida, Poales, Poaceae.